CUAGAGGGAAAUGGAGAUGAGGAACAACGUCCAAGAGCAUCUUCAUCAUUAUGGCAGCACCAGGAAGCAUGGCCAAUGGAGUGCUUGUGUUCAUGCCCCCAAACAGUGCUGGCAUCAUCCACCAAGGCCAGGGAGUCUCUGGUGCCGUUUCCCUGACUCCUGAGAUGGUGCAAUGUGGGCCUCAGCAGUUCAGAGUUAUGAACCCUGGGAACCAACCUCUUGGGUCAAUGUACCCCGGGAGUCCCGCUGAGCAGGUUGCACAGCUGAAGAAAGUAGGGAUGAUGGAGAUAUUCCUCAAAGCCCAGCCCAAGACCCUGGGGGCCAUCCAGAUCCUGACUGGGCUGAUGCACAUUGGCUUUGGGGGUGUGUCUGCAGUUUUCGUCGAAUACUACGUUUCCAUCUCCAUUCUUGGAGGGUACCCCUUCUGGGGAGGACUUUUUUUCGUCAUUUCUGGAUCCCUCUCGGUUGCAGCUGAGAAUCGUGGCAACAUCUGUCUGGUGAGAGGCAGCCUGGGAAUGAACAUCACUAGCGCCAUCUUCUCAACCAUUGGGAUAGUUCUCUUUCUAACAGAGCUGAUUAUUAAUGUGUCAGAUUACAGGCAUGACUAUGAGAGUGCUGGGAAGGGGAUCACAAUCAUGCUGUUCUUGAUGACCAUCCUGGAGUUCUGCAUCGCUGUCUCAACCUCAUACUUUGCAUCCCGAGCCAUCUGCUAUACCCCCAACACCGCCAUGUUGUUCAUGCCAUAUAUUGCCAAUGCAGACUUUGGGGUUCCUUCUGCACCAGUGGCCCCUCCACCACCUUACACCAAUGUGGCUUAUGACCCCAAAGAAGAAACUGAGCCAGGGCCCUCAUAAAGAACUCCUACGAGAGAUGGCUCCAGCAGCAGCUCCUCUGAGAUGUAAAACUCAAUCCUGUCCUGCAUGAUAGAUCUCAUUCCAUUUUCUGAGUGCAGUUCUAGAACCCAGCUCCAUCACUCAUCAGAGAGAGAACUCGUUUCAAUCAGCUUCCCCCUGGCUCUGCACCAUUUGUUGAAUUCACAUUACGCAAUGAAAUAAUAUGACUCACCAGCACUAUCCAGCCCCCAGUGGCUUUGGCCCUGAAUG
Gopherus evgoodei (Goodes thornscrub tortoise) is the source of this 1103-nucleotide messenger RNA. Its product is annotated as membrane-spanning 4-domains subfamily A member 15-like. The record is from RefSeq and is a predicted model, not a curated record. Lineage: Eukaryota; Metazoa; Chordata; Testudines; Testudinidae. The coding region runs from base 51 to 854 and encodes 267 amino acids. The transcript has 7 exons. Gene Ontology annotation, biological process: cell surface receptor signaling pathway. Gene Ontology annotation, cellular component: plasma membrane.